GGCGGGAGCGGGGGCGGUGUCGGUUUGAACCGUUCGGCCGGGCCGGCCCUGCGCCGGGCCGCGCCGCUUUGCCCCCGCUGAGGGGGCCCGGCACCCCCCGGCCCGGCCCGCGCCCCCGCCCCGGCGCCGGGCUGCGGAGAGCGAGGUGAAGAAUGAAUGGUGAAGAGGAAAUAUGGGAAAAACUAGAUGCAGAAUUUGAUCACUGUGUUGUGGAUAUGAAGCCUCAUGUUCUAAAACUACAGCAUAGGUCAGAACGACAAAGAUGUGCACUGUGGAUUAAAAAACUAUGUGAACCCUCAGGAGCAGGCACAGGAAUAGCAGGAAGGAAGAAUCGGAAUGCAUAUGCAAAACUUCUGCUCCACAUGCUAAAGCGAGGUGUGCUGGAAGGUCCUUUCACACAUAAACCAGAACCAGGAAUACUUAAAACUUUACCUUCAUACAUGUCAAUUUAUUUUGAUGAGCCAAAUUCAACAAGAGUUCAGAGUAGUAGCCCGGACUGCUUACCUGACUGGGUAAUGGGAGAACUAGGAAACAGUGGAUCUAAGCAUGAGGAAUCGUGGAAGACAUCUUCUAAAGAGGAAUCAACUUCAGCAACACCACUUACAUAUGGAACUCAGAUGUUAUGGUGGCAAAGCACAGUGGUCACAAGUCAAGAGACAGAAGUCAAACAAAAUAACUGUGAGAGGGAAGCACAGACAAGUGUGGACAGGCAGGAAAGAUUCAAGUACAAUGAGAAGCCAGCAUUAAGGUCACAUUCUAUGAGUCCUCCUCACCAGACAGAUGAAGAUAACCUCACCACACCACUGUCUGACCAUCGUCAUAAAAAACCCAUUUCUUUGGAUGACAGUGACCUUGAAGCACGUCUCAAUAGUUGGAAUCUUGGGUUAGAAAAUCCAAGGUAUUUGCGAGAAAAACCGAUGCCAGUGUCUUUGAUGACACCCAAAAUUGGCCUAGGAAAAAGCAGCACUUUUCAUAAUGAACAGGCACUAUUUCGAAUGCAUGAAAAAGAGCUGGACAUGAAAAUGAAAGUAGUGGAAGGUAAAUUUCAUGAGGAAAAACUUAAAUUACAGCAGAAGCAUGAUACUGAUGUUCAAAAGAUUUUGGAUAGGAAGAAUGAUGAAAUUGAGGUAUUGAAGUCCCUCUACAAAAACAAACAGAAUGAAGCUGAGGAGACAAUUAGGAAACUGGAGAAAAAAGUUCAGACUCUUGUUCGUGAGUCACAAGUUGUCAGAGAAGCAAAAGAGAAGCAGAUUGUGGAGUUAAAGAAGAUGUGUGAGCAAAGCAACGAUUCUUUGAACAACGAGUGGGAGAAAAGGCUUCAUAAUGCUGUGGCUGAAAUGGAGAAGGAGAAAUUUAAUAUUCGGAAAAAGCAUACAGAAGAUAUGCAGGAACUGCUUGAAGACACCAAUGCUCGUCUUGGCAAAAUGGAAGAAGAUUAUUUGGAACAGAUAAAGUCAACUAACCAGACGGUCAAAAAACUGGAUGCUCGUGUCCAACAGUUGACUGUUGAGGCUGAAAAUAGUAAUUUACAGCGUCAAAAAUUAUCUCAAGAAAAGACUGAUGCAGAACAACGCUACCAGACGGUAUGCUCUGAACUUCAGGAAAUGAAAACCAGGCACAGCUUACUUCAGAAAGACAAGGACCAUAUUAUACAGGAAUAUGAGGAGAACAUUCAGCAGCUACAAAGUAAAUAUGAUGCUGAUAUCAAUUUUAUAAAGCAGGAACAUGCUCUCUCUGCAGCUAAGGCAUCUGAUGAGAUGGAAGAAUUACAGCAUACUGUGUCUCUAUUAAAACAACAGUUACAAGAUUCAGAACUUCAAAAACAGCAACAGCUGAGGGAUCAAGAAUACAAGCUUCAACAGGACAAACUUCACUUGGAGCGUGUGUAUGAAAAACAGAUUCAUGGCAUCCGGAAUGAUCUUGAUAAAGAAAGAGGGGAUUCUCAAAAGAAAAUUCGCAAACUGGAAGAGACUUUGAAGGAGAAGGAGGAGCAGUUGACUCGGGUGACAGAGGUACAGAGGCUGCAGGCCCAGCAGGCAGAUGCUGCCCUGGAGGAGUUUAAGCGGCAGGUGGAGCUGAACUCAGAAAAAGUCUAUGCUGAAAUGAAACAGCAGAUGGAAAAGGUUGAAGCAGAUCUAAGCAGAUCAAAAUUGCUCCGGGAAAAGCAAUCCAAAGAAUUCUCCUGGCAAUUGGAAGAGCUCAAGCAAAGAUACGAGCAACAGAUAGUGGAGCUGAAGCUGGAGCAUGAACAGGAGAAGACGCACCUAUUCCAGCAGCACAACGCAGAGAAGGACUGCCUGGUCCGAGACCAUGAACGGGAAAUCGAGAAAUUGGAAAAACAGCUUCGCGCUGCCAUGGCAGAGCACGAGAGUAAAACUCAAGAAUGCAGGAAACGAGAUGCACAGGUUAUCUGUGAUAUGGAGAACCAAAUCCACAAGCUGAGAGAAGAGCUUCUUCAGGUAAAUGCUCAGCGGAAGCAGCAGCUUCUGGAGCUGAGACAUCAGUGGGAAGAGGAGAAGCAGAGGGCAGCUCGAGACCAUGAGACAACGGUGAAUAAGCUGAAAGUGGAGGCAGAGAAAAUGACAUUAGAGCUGCAAAAGAUCCAUGUGGCAGAAACAGAGAAGGCAUUGGACAAGGCAAACAGCCGGAUGAAGCAGGCUGAGAAGGACUACAGUCAGAAGCUGGCAAAAUCCUCGCAGAUUAUAGCUGAACUUAAGACAACCGUUUCCUCUCUGACAGAGGAGAACAGCCGGCAGCAGCUUGUCGCAGAGCAGCAGCUCCAGGAAGUUGUACACAAGUUUGAAGAUAAGAAGCAGCAGCUGAUUACAGAUAAUGAUAGAGCAAUCAAGGCCUUACAAGAUGAGGUGGAAAGUUACCGCGUCCAGGCGCGGGCUGCGGAGAAGAAGCUGCAACGCCGGGAGCUGGAGAUGCACGAGCAGAUGACCCAUAUACGACAAGAAUAUGAAACUACACUCAAAGGUCUGAUGCCAGCAUCUUUGAGACAGGAACUUGAAGACACCAUUUUAUCUUUAAAAUCUCAGGUAAAUAUUCUGCAGAAAAGAGUCUCUGUCCUCCAGGAAGAGCUGAAAGCCUACCAUGCCAGAAGGUAGCUGCUGGAGCUGUUGGAUUUCUUCGAUUGCCAAAUGGACUGCUUUGAAUAGGUUUGAAGAUUUGGCUCUUGUGAUUAAAAUGCAAAGAUCAGUGGCUGUUUUGUUAGCACAUAAAAUGUAAUGAAGUUCAUGAAAACACA
Tyto alba (common barn owl) is the source of this 3250-nucleotide messenger RNA. RefSeq names its product centrosomal protein 112 (gene CEP112). NCBI's taxonomy places the organism in Eukaryota, Metazoa, Chordata, Aves, Strigiformes, Tytonidae. Bases 153 to 3110 code for a protein of 985 amino acids. The record is from RefSeq and is a predicted model, not a curated record. The transcript is spliced from 28 exons.